Ostrinia furnacalis (Asian corn borer) is the source of this 731-nucleotide messenger RNA. RefSeq names its product protein CLP1 homolog (gene cbc). The transcript is spliced from 5 exons. Gene Ontology annotation, biological process: tRNA splicing, via endonucleolytic cleavage and ligation; mRNA 3'-end processing. The record is from RefSeq and is a predicted model, not a curated record. Gene Ontology annotation, molecular function: polynucleotide 5'-hydroxyl-kinase activity. Lineage: Eukaryota; Metazoa; Arthropoda; Insecta; Lepidoptera; Crambidae. The coding region runs from base 1 to 651 and encodes 216 amino acids. Gene Ontology annotation, cellular component: nucleus.
AUGUGGAAGCGGUACCAAGGCUCCAAAGUGUUCGCAAGAGACAACUCUAUUGGGCAAAGCCAGCUGACGAAGCUAACGACGGCGGACGGUAGUAAGAAGCUAAAUGUAGAUAAUUUGUUGCAGGUUGACGUUAUCCUAGUCCUAGACAAUGAAAGACUGUUCAUUGAAUUGAAGAGAGACAUGCCAAAGUUCGUCAAAGUGGUCUACCUGCCGAAAAGUGGAGGUGUCGUGGAACGAUCCGAUACGCAGCGAGCGGAGAGCCGUGACGCUCGAGUGAGAGAAUACUUCUACGGCAAGCGCACGCCCUACUACCCGCAUUCCUUCGACGUCAAGUUCAGCGAUCUCAAGAUAUACAAGGUGGGCGCGCCAUCCCUGCCGACAUCGUGCAUGCCGCUGGGCAUGCGUGCCGAGGACGCGCUGACCAAGCUCGUGGGCGUGCCCGCGGGCGCCGCGCUUGCUCACCGCGUGCUCGCAGUAUCCUUCGCGGCUGCACCAGAUGAUGACGUGUUACAUACUAACCUGGCUGGCUUCGUGUGCGUCACGGCAGUAGACACGGAGCGGCAGACGCUGACGGUGCUGUCGCCGCAGCCGCGCCCGCUGCCCAACACCAUCCUGCUGCUGUCCGACCUGCAGUACAUGGACAACCACUAGCCGCCGGCGGCGCGUGACACUCUGUUCACAUUGCCACGCGCGACGUUUUAACAUGGCUGCCGGUGCCUCGAACAUAAAGU